AGGGUGCGCGGUGCAUUGUGGGUAGGUCAGUGAGUGAAAACUGGAGGAAGACAUGUGCUGCAUGAGUGUCAGACUAACUGACUGUUAGGGAGGCAGAAACGGACCAAGGAUCCCAAAACCAAGAAAUAUCACAAACCAUAUAUAACAAAUAUGUACUGCACUCGACACUGUAUCCGGACCGCGCUGCGGAUCGCAGCACAGACGCAACGACGAGCUGCAAGGACGCCCUUGGUGUGUGGACUGAGGGCGCUGAAGACCAGCUCUGCCUGUCCGUCCGACACCAUCGCUGCCCCCCCACUGGACGGCGCGCCAAAGAGCUACUCCCCCAAAAUUCAGCAGCUGGUCAGUGACAUCGCCAGUCUCACGCUGCUGGAGGUGUCUGACCUCAAUGAGCUGCUCAAGAAAACACUGAAUAUCCAGGAUGUGGGCAUGAUGCCCAUGGGAGCCAUGGCAACAGCUGCCGCACCUGCCGUCCAGGCCGUGGAGGAGGAAGAGGUUCCAGUGAAGAAGGAGCAGACUCACUUCACAGUGAAGCUGACAGAACUGAAAGCAGCAGAUAAAGUCAAACUGAUCAAGGAAGUGAAGAACUGCAUACAGGGCCUCAACCUCGUACAGGCGAAGAAGCUGGUGGAGUCCCUACCCCAGCAGAUCCGGACAAAUGUGUCCAAAGACGAGGCUGAGAAGCUGAAGGCAGCGCUGGAGGCAGCAGGGGGCACUGUGGUGCUGGAGUAAAGCCCCACCCACGUCCCGUUCAUCCAAUCAUAUGCCCCGUUUCUCUUUUUCCCCCUCCCCUUUGUUUUUUUAUACACAGUGGAAGAUUUCACAUAAUUGGAAGAAAAUUGUCCUCUAGUGCCACAAUAUGAAGAGGUCUCUGGGCAGAAGGGGCGGGGCAGGGGAGGCGGGCUCUCAACCUCAGACUGAACUCGCACUGGCUUAGAGCCUGACCAUGCCCAUCACGGUAGCCCCGCCCUCCCAAGGGCGUCCGGCCGUCCGUCUCCAUGUUUAAGAGCGGCGGUCGUUAGGCUGGAAGCGUGGCCCUGCUGAUUGGCUCUGUCUGUCUUGUCUGUCUGUCUGUCAGCCCCGUACGAGGGAGACGGUUACUAUUGCCUUUGCCUGUGGUGAAAAUAAACAUUUAACACAA
Molecule: messenger RNA, 1141 nt
Organism: Anguilla rostrata (American eel)
Lineage: Eukaryota; Metazoa; Chordata; Actinopteri; Anguilliformes; Anguillidae
Gene: mrpl12
Product: mitochondrial ribosomal protein L12
Exons: 5
Coding region: 151-732 (193 amino acids)
Biological process (GO): translation
Cellular component (GO): mitochondrial large ribosomal subunit; ribosome
Molecular function (GO): mRNA binding; structural constituent of ribosome
Source: RefSeq, a predicted model, not a curated record